Molecule: messenger RNA, 5519 nt
Organism: Neurospora crassa OR74A
Lineage: Eukaryota; Fungi; Ascomycota; Sordariomycetes; Sordariales; Sordariaceae
Product: GTPase-activating protein gyp3
Exons: 1
Coding region: 851-4501 (1216 amino acids)
Source: RefSeq, a predicted model, not a curated record
CUCACAUUCCUUUUUUCCCGCGGAUGCAUGCUCUCGGACUCCACAGCGGGCGACUUGAAGCGAAGACUGCGGGACCAGAAGGAAUACUGACGCAAGUCGAAAGCGUUGUGAAGAGGUAAGAAACAGUUCACUGGGAAUCCACCACCAGGGACAGGAUGGUGGCUGUUAGCAGCAGUAGAACGGCCCGGCUCCCUGGUCUCUGGUCAGGACUCCUGUUGCCAGUCAGUCCCUCUCCUCCAGGCUCAGUAUGGCCCUCAUUUUGGGUGGGUAAUUAGCGACGCGAAAAUAUUAACCAAAAAAAUAAUUGUGACUUGGGAGGAGGAGCCGAGUGGGUUUCUGCUCUCGGCCUGGCCUUCUCUUUCCUAACUAACUCCUUUCACCUUCUUCCACUUCUUCCGAGAAGCUAGCAACUCGGGCAAUCUCCAAGUCCAGCUUGCUUGUCUGGUAACAACAGCCCUUUCCAGACCACUUUUAUCCAGAUUCGGCUUUCAUCCCAUCCGGACUCGGACUUCCAUUGGACACCACCAGUCCUCGAUUCCAAAGUCACUGUUCGAGUCCGCGGUUCGGUUCAAAUCACUGCCUGCCCUAGGUACCCUACCUAACCUGAUGCUUGGCUGCUGUUGAUACGCAGCUGCCGAAACGGACGGAUCUGGGUUGGCAUCUGGGUUGUUUGGUGCCGUGUCUCGCUGUAUCUAAUUCUGGAUCCCCGACUGUGAUGAUGCUGCUGCUGCCGCUGCUGCAGGCUUCGCAUGACUGAUCCCGAGAGACGAGACGAGACAUAGCCACGCAUCGAUUCUUGUGUUUUUCCCAGAAAACUAAACCACUAUCCAGCACAGCAUUUGGCACCGGCAUGAUGCAUCCUCCAAACGAACGGGAACGGGGUCACCAUUUCCACUUUGGUCGCCGUCUGACUCCGAAUAGUGCAGAGCUGAACAGUGCCAAUGGUGGUGGUGCCAAUGGCGCCGUCCCUUUUCCGGCGCAUGCUGGACCCGGACCCUGGCCGAAACACGACGCUGCCGCUUCAGGUCCGUUGCACCAUCAGCAGCAGCACCCUCAGGCCCCCAACAACAACCACCAUCAUCCCGUCCACUGCAAUCCGCUCCAGCAACAUCCACCACUCCUGAACAACGAUAAUAACCACAACCACCACCACCCGAUCCGCAUGGAACCGCGCCGAGGGAGUCAUGGACAUGGCCGCACAUCGCCCGCAAUAGCCUCAGCACCAGAAGCGCAUUCCCAACACCCGCAGCGCACCCAGUAUGCCAGUGCAAUGAACCACCACAGGCCGACUGUGCCCCUGGCGCUCCCAAACCGCACCCCGGCCUCCCCUCGCUGGGAUUCCAUCGAUGCACGCUCGAGAAAUGUUUCGCCCGUCCCUCCGAGUCCAUUCCAAGUGAAUCACAACCACCACAUCACGUCACACAGAUCGUCACAGAGGUCACGGGCCGAGUCGACCACACCCACUGGCACCCCGAGACUGACACCGCGCUCCGUAUUUCCCGGCCUCUCCUCCCACCCCUUUAUACCCGAGGCGCUCGAGCCCGAAGACUCGGACCAGGACCGUGACCACGACCGUGACCAAUUGCAACCACAAGACGAACGAGAAGACCCGGAACCGUCGCCCACACGCCUGUCCACCCGCAAAUUCCCCUUGAUCGGCCGAGGAAGUCAGCAGAUCGACGAUGAGGUGAUGCGCCACUCGCCAAUACCGCUAACGCCCACUUCGCCCGCCCACAGUUAUACUUCGUCAAUUGCCCAUUCUCGCCGGGCCAACACGGACUCAGUCAUGGUUGUCGAGAACUUCUCCCGUCCGCGCAAGACGAGUGUGUCUAUCCGAUCCAAGAACUCGGACAUCUCCGUCAUGCGAGCGGCGCCACCGGUCCGCCAUCAUGAUGAACCUUCGUUCGACAGCCUGCACCCUGCAAACAACCACCCGUCACCAUACAACGAAAACAUUGCGCCUAAUCAAUGGCCCCAGGACCGCCGCUUCUCCACUGCGUCUUCGCACUCGUCAAGCACCUUUUCGUCUUCGAUUGCCAAACGUCCGUCAAAUGACCAGCUUCAAGCCGCGGCAGCCAGGGACCAGCCGCCAGUAACAAGGCGCCCCUUUGCUGGACGACCUCCGCCGCCUGUCAGCUACAACAACCACAACAACUUUUACUCGCCUACUACCCGCGAACCUCCGGCGUGGAUACAGGAGGAAUUUAGGCCACCAAGCUUUCGCUCUCCGUUUGCUACGAACUCUGGAGAGCGUUGCAGUAUUCUAACCACCCACAGCAUCACUGAGCAAUCCAUCAUCAAUGGCUAUGCUCGCGCAAGUUGGCGAACGAAUUCGGUGGCCGACGACGGCCCGAGCAUCGAGGACGUAAUGGUCAUGUAUGAGCGGGGAUUCAAUGAUUCGGAAAUUGACAACAUCGGUUAUCGCAAAAGCCGGAGGUUUUUGGACGAUACCGACCAUUUUGACCCGGACAUCGGAGUAUUUCCCAUGGGGGAUAACUCCCGACCCGCCACCAGUCAUUCGGAUCCCGACACCGACCGGACGACUAAAAUCUUCGAGGCGAUGCACGACGACCCAUUGCCUUUACCUGGAGCGAGGCCAAUAUCCCGAAAAUCCGCCAGGCUAUCCAAUUUCAUUCUCCGGAAAUCAGGACUCAUGAACUCGUUGCCAAAGGACAUUGGCUUGGCGAUCACCGAAGACAUGGAGAGGAAAAGGCAACAGAGUAUCACAGAGUUUAUGGAGAAGCAGAGGCAGGAAUCAGUAAGCGGGGAGGCUAUGGAAAGGAGGAGGCAGGAAUCUGACGCGAAGGACCCGGCGAAGCACGACUCGGCCAAGUUAAUGGAUGGCGAUAAUGUAAUUGAUUUGCAGGCCCAGGAACCCGCCAUGGCAGGUACUCCCACGGCACCGACGGACUCGAUGGAGUCGAUGGAACCGAUGGAUACCCCUGACCUUGACGAAGUGGAGGAGGAAGAAGAAGAGGAUGAGGAGGAAGCGGCAGUGGAGGAGGAGAAAUUUCGCGCCAUCCUGACACCGAUUCCAACAGCGAAUAUGCCAGUCGAACCACCGGAGGAACCGGGUAGCCGUGACCGAUAUGGUUUCCGAAAAGCCAAUUCCAACGUUACCCGUCAGCAGUAUGACGCCUGGGAUGCCCAAUACAGCGAAUACCUGGCACGCCGCAGGAGGAAAUGGAUUGCUUUUCUCAAAGAUAACUCUCUCAUGACGGACAGGCCGAACAGGUUUCCCCCAAGAAGUAACAAGACCAAGAGGUUUAUUCGGAAAGGCAUUCCGCCCGACUGGCGCGGUGCGGCUUGGUUCUAUUACGCCGGAGGGCCAGCACUUCUCAGCAAGCACAGGGGUGUAUACGAUGACUUGGUCAGGCGUGCAGGACUAGAUCCGAAAGGUCCAGGCAAGCUGCCGGAUGCAAAGGGUGAAGUAAAGCCGUUGAUCUGCGAAGACAUCGAGAAGGAUCUACACCGAACAUUCCCGGAUAACAUACGAUUCAAACCGCCACCAUCGACAACACCUGGUGGUGACAGCCAGGCUGCUAGUGGAUAUAUCCCGGGCGUCACCCAACCGGCCGACCCUGCCCAGGAGCCCGAAAUUAUCAGCUCUCUGCGCCGCGUUCUCCAUGCAUUUGCCUUGUACAACCCACGGAUCGGGUACUGUCAAUCGCUGAACUUCUUGGCUGGGUUGCUUCUAUUGUUUGUCGAAACCGAAGAGCAAGCAUUCUGGCUGUUGAACGUCAUAACACGAGUCUAUUUACCAGGGACGCACGAAAUGAGCUUGGAAGGCUCCAAGGUUGAUCUUGGUGUGCUGAUGGGGACGUUGAAGGAUUCGUUACCCAACGUCUGGAAGCAGAUUGGUGGAGACGAGCUUGAAGGGAACCCCAGCAGAAGACACCGGCUAGGGAACCGCGUGAGGCACGGCGGCAAGAACCUCAGCAUCAGCGAUCCGAACCGACUCCCCGCCAUCACGCUGUGCAUGACGGCCUGGUUCAUGUCGUGUUUUAUCGGAACGCUCCCAAUCGAAACCGUGCUGCGCGUUUGGGAUGUGUUCUUCUACGAAGGCUCUCGCACCCUGUUCCGCAUCGCCCUCACCAUCUUCAAGCUCGGCGAGAAUGAGAUCAGGGCGGUCCAGGAUCCGAUGGAGAUGUUUGGUGUGGUACAGGCGUUCCCUCGGCGGCUGAUCGACUGCAACAUGCUGAUGGAGGCAUGCUACAAGCGGCGCAACGGCAUCGGACACCUGACUCAGGAAGCGGUGGAGGAGAAGCGACAGGAACGACGCGACAACAUCCAAAAAUGGAGGGCCCUUCAGGAGGCCGCUAGUGAGGCUGGACCCCGGCUGAAUAGGGCCGCUCAUAUUGGAAACCCAGCGUCCAGGUCGCAGGCUGCCGGGCUGGACCUCGCUGCCGAAGACGAUGGCCACGGCAACCGGAAGGCUUCAACGCUGUUUAGUAGAAGAAGGGGGGAUCGUGAACAGUCAAGGGCGGAUGAGGUGAUGUAGUGUGCACCUCGGCCCGUGUCCAUACUUGCUCUUGGUCCUCUGAACCUAAACCUCGGCGGAAGCGCUCAUCACAACCAUAACCAUGAUCACUUGGAGAGCGGGAGCUCCUGAGCAGAACAAAUGCUUCCUUCCCACUCUUACUCGAAUGUCAUUCAAGCUUCCAUCAUCUAUCUAUCUGCUGGCAUCAUAUCCAACCAAGACUAGCCUUUUUUUUUUUCCUGUCCGCUCUGUAUAACUCCUCCCCCCGCUCAGGCGGUGCCUUUUACCUAUUGUAAUUUUUCGAUACCACCAUGGGCCUAUCAGAUCAUAGCAUAUAUCCUUUGAAAGGUUUUAGCCUUUUAUCCAACACAACAAAGACACAUACAACAACACUACUCGGCUGACUUGACGUCUUCCUCAACAAUUCCCUUGUAUCUUGUCUACACUACUACCUACCUACUUUACCUUUGAUGUUGUCAUGACUCACAAGUCUUGUUAAUUCUUCCAUUCCCCCAAAUGGAAGGGGCUGUUUAUACCUUUCUACUAUGCACAGGCUGAAGCCUAUGCGCCUUAUAGCACCCCCCAAUCUCUAUCAUUACCAACCACAUCCUCUUGCAGAGGGCGCAUCUCCCUGUCUUUUUCCUUUGUACAUAUCUUCCUUGGGGCGGUCGGGAAGCGGUUGUUGCGGCGCUUUGUGUCUUGUUGUUGUUGUUGUUGUUGUUCAUUUGAUUGUUUUUUUUUUCUGCGUUUGUAUGUACACGAGAGGAAGAGGGGAUCGAUCUCAAAAAAAUACGCGGAAUGGUUUUGUUCUUUUAGAAGGAGCCAAGGUAAAGGCAAAGGCAAGGAUUAUUCAUUCAGUCAAGGUCGCACAUAUGGUCAAGGUUUCAGGCGGAAGGAAAGGGAAAGAGAAAAAGAGAGCGGAGUUGCUAUGAAGGGGACAAGUUCGAGAUUCGAAAGCAUAGCAUAGCAUAGGCAUAGGCAUAAGCAUAUUGCAUAAGUUGAACUACGUACACUACAAUUAAGCAUGACUUGAAUGGAG